AUGAAGCUUUUUGUUUUGGCAGCGCUGCUGGGCGUGACCUCUGCUCAGCACGAUCCUCACACCAAACACGGGAGAACGUCCAUCGUGCACCUGUUCGAAUGGCGUUGGGCUGACAUUGCAGAGGAGUGUGAACGAUACCUGGCACCCAAUGGCUUUGGUGGAGUUCAGAUCUCACCUCCAAGUGAGAGCAUUGUUCUCACCAACCCUUGGCAUCCAUGGUGGCAGAGAUAUCAGCCAGUCAGCUAUAAUCUGUGCUCCAGAUCUGGAAAUGAGAAUGAGCUGAGGGACAUGAUUACCAGAUGCAACAAUGUUGGGGUAAACAUCUAUGUGGAUGCGGUGAUCAACCACAUGUGUGGAGCAAGUGGUGGUGAGGGCAAGCACUCAAGCUGUGGUACAUAUUUUAAUGCUAACACCAAGGACUUCCCUUCAGUUCCUUAUUCUGCCUGGGACUUCAACGAUGGAAAAUGUUACACCAACAGUGGAGAAAUUGAGAACUAUCAUGAUGUUAAUCAAGUGAGAAACUGUCGUCUGGCUAGUCUUCUUGACCUGGCCUUGGAGAAGGACUAUGUGCGCAGUAAAGUGGCUGAGUACAUGGACAAGCUAAUUGACAUGGGUGUAGCUGGCUUCAGAGUUGAUGCUUGUAAGCACAUGUGGCCUGGUGAUCUGAGUGCAGUUUAUGGAAGACUCCAUAAUCUCAACACCAAGUGGUUCUCCAGUGGCUCCAGACCAUUCAUCUACCAAGAGGUUAUUGAUCUUGGUGGGGAGCCCAUCACAGCUUCUCAGUACUAUGGCAUGGGAAGGGUGACUGAGUUCAAGUACGGUGCCAAGUUGGGUACCGUCAUGCGCAAAUGGAAUGGAGAAAAGCUAAAAUACCUGGUUAACUGGGGUGAGGGUUGGGGUAUGAUGCCCUCUGAUAAGGCCCUGGUGUUUGUUGAUAACCAUGAUAAUCAAAGGGGCCACGGGGCUGCAGGAGCAUCUAUUCUCACCUUCUGGGAUGCCAGACUGUACAAGAUGGCCAUUGGUCUGAUGUUGGCCCACCCCUAUGGAUUUACCAGAGUAAUGUCCAGUUAUCGCUGGGACCGUAAUUUUGUCAAUGGAAAGGAUAAGAAUGACUGGAUUGGACCACCAAGCUACAGUGAUGGUACCACCAAGCCUGUGCCUAUAAACCCCGACACUACCUGUGGAGAUGGCUGGGUCUGUGAGCACAGAUGGCGUCAAAUCAGAAACAUGGUCAUUUUCCGUAAUGUUGUGAAUGGACAGCCAUUAUCAACCUGGUGGGACAAUAGCAACAACCAGAUCGCUUUUAGCCGUGGUAAUCGUGGAUUCAUCGUCAUCAAUAAUGAUGACUGGGACCUGGACGUGACCUUAUACACUGGUUUGCCUAGCGGAACCUACUGUGAUGUCAUCUCUGGUCAGAGGGAGGGAAGCUUGUGCAGCGGAAAGCAGGUGAAGGUUGGAGUUGAUGGACAUGCCUACUUUAAAAUCAGCAACUUGGAAGAAGAUCCAUUCAUUGCCAUCCAUGCUGACUCUAAACUGUAA
Molecule: messenger RNA, 1539 nt
Organism: Electrophorus electricus (electric eel)
Lineage: Eukaryota; Metazoa; Chordata; Actinopteri; Gymnotiformes; Gymnotidae
Gene: amy2a
Product: amylase alpha 2A
Biological process (GO): carbohydrate metabolic process
Molecular function (GO): alpha-amylase activity; cation binding
Source: RefSeq, a predicted model, not a curated record